AUGCCCGCGCGCCGCUCGCUGGUUGCUGUAGCUGGUCCGUCGGCUCCAGCAGCGCUACCAGUGGUCGAGCUCCAUCCCAUCACACGGCGUCUUCGCAAAAUGUGGAAGUUUGCCGCUGUCUGCCAAUUCCUCUUCGUCUUUGACGAGGCUUUCGGAAUGAGUGGCUUCGAGACAGAGACGCUCGAGGCUGACUUUGAAAACAGCGAAUCCAACGUUGUUCCCGACCUUGUCAAGCGCCUACUCUAUUCGCUGACUCUUGACCGUACCAUAGAUUUUGACAACUGGCAGCACCAUCUCAGAGCCCAGUAUAACCUCCGUGACGUCGAAUCACACAGCCGCUUUGGAACGCCCGAACAGCCCGUCGAAUGGGCGCAGCUUUCUCUCGAAGACAAGAUCGCCACCCUCCAUGACCUUUGUGAAUGGCAGCUCAUGGAUCCAGAGAGGUUUCGCAAGCUUGUCAAGUCCGAAGAGGAUGUCACAACCUGGAGAGUGUCGCCCAUCGGCUGGGAUGCCCAUGACAAUGCCUACUGGCUUUUUGACGACAAUCGCAUCUGGAUUCAACGUCCAGAACUCCUACCCGAGCGACCCGCCAAGUCCCGCCCGCCCGCCAAGAAAGGUUCCAAGCGCGCCAGAAUGGAAGCAGCUGCCGCUAGGCGUGCUGCCUCGGCCUCGGGCGCCGAGAAUCCUCCCUCAGCCUCAAAACCUGCUGGUACCAAGCGCAGUCGUCCUUCGGAUGCGACACCAAGCUCGACGCCCUCCAAGCGAACACGGUCCUCGCUCGCCGACUCGGCCACCUCCACUCCAUCGAGACCCCCGACGAGACGCGCAACACGCACCUCUGCACGUUUUGCACCUCAAGCGGAUCACGCCGUCACUACUCCUUCCAACGGUCGUGCUUCACGCUCAGCUGCUCCUUCAUAUUCGUCCGACUCGGAACUCAGUGAACCCCCAGAGACGAUCCAAGACGAUACCACUGGAAACUAUCAUGUCAACGGUGAUGAUGACGACAAUGUCAAGAUGAACGAUGCCGAGGAAGAGGAUGUCAAGAAAGUGACAAACGAAAAAGAGGAAAGGCAGAACGGCAUGGACGCCAAAGACGAAGACGAAUGGGUCGAGUUUGAGGCUAUCGUCGUUACCCGCCAGGAGUGGCUCGACUUCUCCAAGCGCUUCGCCAAGUCCAAAGACCCCAACGAAAAGAACCUGCACCAGUUCAUCAACAACGAGAUUCUGCAGCCAGUGCUCGAGGCACUGGAUGAACUGGACCGUCAGCGCGCCUUGGAGCUAGCUCUCGCCAAUCGAAAGCGCUCCAGCCGUAUCGCCAUCAAGGAGUCGGAGCGCGAGGAGCGCGAGCGAGACCGCGAGGCUCGCGCCAGGAUGGAAGAGAAGAUGGCACUCAUUCGAAAGGAGGAGGCGCAGAAACGCCACAAGGAAGAGGAGGAACAGCAAGCUCAGAUCUCCAGGGAGACGCGACUACGCGAACGAGAAGAACGUUUGCGCGCACGCGAGCUCGAGCUCGAGACCAAAGCCAUCCGCGAGGAGGAGGAGCGCGAGAGAAAAGAGAAACAGCGUCAGGAUCGCAUACGCAGACGCCAAGAGAUCAUCGCCAACGGCGGCAUUCCGCCGCCUUCCAAGGAGUCCACGCCCUUGCUCGAGGACUCGUCGCUUGCCGCCAACGGAACUGUGGAAGAAGAGGAAGAAGAAUGGGAGCUCAACUGCGAAGUAUGCGGCAAGGCUGCCAUCAGCCCGCCCGACGAGGACAACGAGAUCGUCUGCUGCGAGCAGUGCGGCGUCUGGCAGCAUCUCAAGUGCUGGGAUAGCUUUGACAAACACAUUCUCGGCCUAAAGAAGAAACGCGACUGGGAAUCUGUCGACUUUUUCUGCUCCAAGUGCCACCCACCUCCUCCAGGCACUCCUGUUCCGCAACCCGGCAUCCUUUCGCGACGCGACAAGUCGAGUCCGCGCAGCAACAAACGCUCUAGUAACGGACCAGAUUCUGCUUCGCCAAAGAUGGGCGAGGGGUCCGCGCUCACCGGCAACGCCGAUUCGCCACAGCAGAGCAAGCUCAUACCUGGAAGCAAGCAUGUCGACGCAAUCGAAACGUCAGAAGCUGAACAGCCCGCUGCAUCGAUCGGUCAAGCAAGCAAUGGUCUUGUCAAGCCGCCGACAAUCCCUUCACAGUCAUUGAGACUACCGACAGCUGGUGCACAGCCUGCCGAGACAGGCACUUUGGUUCCGUCCAGUGUCGCGACCAGACCCAUGGCCGCCCAGACUGGUCUGGGACAGCUGCCACCUCCUUCAGCUUACGCUGCGCCAAACGGGGGCAACAACGCUACAGCCACUGUCGGUCGACCUCUGCUGCCAUCCCCUCACAUGGGCAGUGGUGCUGUUGGAGACGCUGUCAGUGUUGAUACUGCGAAUUCCGACACACCCGCCAACGGAAGUGGUGCUGGUCUGACGUCCAAGAGCGUUCCAGGAUUGGGCAUGGGCCGACCUACGCAGGUGCCGACAAUCAGCUCACCGCGUUCGCCUUCGUCUGGCGGCACUUCCUCCAGUCCAGGAGCCGCGAUGCACGGCAAUGGCGCCACUACCACGUCGCCGCGAUCGCCGUCGUACGGAGCUACGCUGGCAAGUCCCGGCUUCCGUCGACCCUCGCAGCCGUCAGGCUCGUUCCCAAUGCGACACACGCCCGCCAAAUCACCGCUGUCGCGACCGUACGAGUCGACAACGCUGCAGAACGGCGAGUCAUCCACCAACGGCUUCAGCUUGGGACCACCACGAGCUUUGAGCCCAUCUGCGAGUCGUGGAGCCUCGGGGCAGUUUGCCAGCCUGGGUGCAACGGCUCAGAGUCUGCAAGCUGCGUCUGCUGUGGCGGCUGGUUCAGGUGCAGCGCCCAUGGAUGCGUUCGGUAAAGUAUUUGGUCAUGUGUUUGCACCGGUUUCUUCGGGAGCCGCAGUCUCGGGAGCCGCAGUUGUUGCGUUGCCGAACGCUGCUACGGCCGAGCCUACACCCACGGGCUCGCUUUCGGGCCCUCGUGUCCAUGUUGCAGGCGGUGCCGGCGAAAGUGCUCAGGGAGAUGCUGCGUGCACGGUUGAACUUGGUGCUGCUCCAUCGUCGAGUGAUGUUGCGAAUGGCAACGGCGCGAAACGAGCUGGCGUCGCAGCUGCGCAUGCGUUGCGCACGCUGGAACGUGGCCAUCCUUCGUUGUCGCCAAUAGCAGGCGAAAAGAACGAGCAGAAACACGACGGUUCUGCUGCCAAGGUCCAGGUCGUCGAACUUGCACCGACGCACAUCGAGAAUCCUUGA
Molecule: messenger RNA, 3303 nt
Organism: Mycosarcoma maydis (corn smut)
Lineage: Eukaryota; Fungi; Basidiomycota; Ustilaginomycetes; Ustilaginales
Exons: 1
Coding region: 1-3303 (1100 amino acids)
Biological process (GO): regulation of DNA-templated transcription
Cellular component (GO): RSF complex
Source: RefSeq, a predicted model, not a curated record